This is a messenger RNA of Saprolegnia parasitica CBS 223.65, 613 nucleotides long. RefSeq lists its product as hypothetical. The record is from RefSeq and is a predicted model, not a curated record. The transcript has a single exon. Lineage: Eukaryota; Oomycota; Saprolegniomycetes; Saprolegniales; Saprolegniaceae. The coding region runs from base 32 to 544 and encodes 170 amino acids.
UUCCCAAUUUACCUCAAGCCCCGCAACCAGCAUGGCCACCUCAACCACCUACGUCAACUACGCUAGCCCCGUCCGCAUGCCCAUCACGGAGCGCGUCCCGCUGGGCCUUCGCAUCGCCCAAGCCAGCGCGGGUGCGCUGAGCUGCCUCAGCCUCGCCAUCUCGCUGCAUUGGAGCGUUGGCUUUUUCGUGGCCUUCCUCGCCGUCAUCAUGGCGAUUGCCAACUCGACUGCGUGGCUGCUCGUCCGGUACCGCGGCCGCAACCCGCCGGCCAAGCCGUACCUCUUGGACGGUCUCUCGGCGGCCGGUCUUCUCAUCGGUGGCAUUUGGCUCGCGGCCACCGAAGACGCUGCGUUCACGGUCACGUUCAUGUGCAUUGGCAGCCUCCUCUUCGUGACCAUGAUGGUCUGGAACAAGUUCCGCCCGCAGACCAAGAAGGUGACGCUGGUCGUGUCGCCCAAGGCGGACAAGGACGACGACGAGAUGACCCACAACGCGUACGUUGUGCUCGAGACCCCCGGCCGGUCCCUCGAGUGCGUCAUUUAAGUCCAUCCUAUUUAAUUAGCCUCAUCCACCUCCUAUCUAUAAACACGCAAUCUAUCCGUCGUCAUCUUC